Molecule: messenger RNA, 623 nt
Organism: Rhincodon typus (whale shark)
Lineage: Eukaryota; Metazoa; Chordata; Chondrichthyes; Orectolobiformes; Rhincodontidae
Product: neuferricin-like
Exons: 3
Cellular component (GO): membrane; endomembrane system
Source: RefSeq, a predicted model, not a curated record
GUGUUACAGACACUGUCACUUUAAGGGGAGCCUGUGUUAGGUUGUUACUGUGACAGCCAGCUGGGGAAUCCGGAAGUGUGUGUGUCAGGGACUGUGUUCUCAGCCGGGAGCCGGGAUCCGGGAUCCCGGAGCCGGGAGCUGUCCCCACCCCACCCCCCCAACUCCCGGACGCUGUUAUGCUGCGGCCGCUGCUGCUGUGUGCGGUAUGCGGCUCGGUGUCCGUGCUGCUCCCCGCCGAUGUCUGGCGCUUGUGGAGCCGCUGGUUUACGGACUGGCUCGGGACCGCGGCGGGACCUGCGUCCAUCCGCCUCUUCACUAAAUCCGAACUGAGCCGCUACACCGGAGAGAAGGGCAGCCCCGGGCUAUACCUGGCGAUCCUGGGGCAAGUGUUCGAUGUGAAGAAAGGGAAAAAACAUUAUGGUCCGGGAGGUUCCUACAGUUUCUUUUCAGGUCGAGAUGCGUGUCGAGCAUUUGUGAGUGGAGAUUUCACUGAGAAUGGUCUUGUGGAUGAUGUUUCUGGGCUCUCGCCCUCUCAAAUACUUUCUCUCCAUGAAUGGCUUGAUUUCUACAAGAAAGAAUACAUUUUUAAGGUUCAAGCCUGGAUAUUGCCCAGAUCUUGCUGC